Molecule: messenger RNA, 585 nt
Organism: Cryptomeria japonica (Japanese cedar)
Lineage: Eukaryota; Viridiplantae; Streptophyta; Pinopsida; Cupressales; Cupressaceae
Exons: 1
Coding region: 1-585 (194 amino acids)
Source: RefSeq, a predicted model, not a curated record
AUGAAUAAAGAGAAGAGGGUUUACCGGCAAGGAAGAAGGAGCUACCGAAAGAAGAAAAGCCUAUACACCAUUGAGGAUGAUGCCAUAGAUGAAGAGAGUACAUCAAAAGAUGACUUCUAUGAGGGAGAAAGAGAAUUUAAUCUCUUUAUGGCAUUAGAUGAACCAGAAAAUGAAGAAGAAGAAGAUGAGGACAUUGAAGGUGAGGUGGACCUAGAAGGUGAACUCAUAAGUGCACUUAAAGAGUUAAGUAAAAGAAGAAAAGAACUCAAGAAAGUCAGGAAUGCUGCUGCAAAAGAACAAGGUCAGUUGGAGGAAUCUCUAAAUGAGUCAAAGAAGAUGAUUUCUGACUUGAAACUCCAACUAGAAGAGGUUAAGAGGAUUUGUGAGGUAACAUCCUCUGAAUUGAUGAAAAAGGAGAAGGAGCAUCAAGAUCUAGAAGAAGAAAUUGUAAAGCUCAUAAAGGAGAUUGAAAAGAGAAAGGAAGAACUGAAGAUGAGAAUCAAGUAUGAAGGCAAUAUUGAAGCCUUCGACAAGAUGUUGAGCAAACAAAAUCACUCAAAAGAUGUCAGUGGUUUAGGAUUUUAA